AUGUCGAGAACUGUUCCUCGAUUUCCGAUUAUUCGGAAAUUCUUUAAGUACACGUUAUCUGGUGUGGCAUUAACUGUGGUUGGUGGAACUUCAUUUAUUGCUUAUAAAGUAUAUCAAGAAUCACAACCAAUUGAUCAAAUCAAACAAUCACCAUAUUUCCCUAAUGGACAACCGAAAAAGUCUAUUGUCAUUUUAGGAUCUGGUUGGGGGGCUGUUUCCCUUUUGAAAAACAUUGAUACUAGUUUAUAUAAUGUUUCAUUAGUGUCUCCAAGAAAUUAUUUUCUUUUCACACCGUUAUUACCUAGUGUCCCCACUGGUACGGUUGAUAUGAGAUCGAUUAUUGAACCAAUUAGAUCAAUGAUAAGAAGAUGUCGUGGAGAAGUGAAUUAUUAUGAAGCUGAAGCAAUUGAUAUUGAUCCAGUGAAUAAUAAAUUAACCAUUCAACAAUCCACAACGGUACAUUCUGGACAUUCUGGAGAUGAUUCAUCAUCAAACCAUCCAAAAAUCCAUCAAGAACAUAAGAUGGAACAUAUCACCACCCAAUUGAAUUAUGAUUAUUUGGUGGUCGGUGUUGGUGCUCAACCAUCAACUUUUGGUAUUCCUGGAGUAGCUGAACAUUCAACAUUUGUAAAAGAAGUUCGCGAUUCAAUAAAAAUUAAAAAGAAAAUCAUCGAUUUAAUUGAAGCUGCCAAUUUGUUACCCAUUGGCGAUUCUGACCGUAAACGAUUAUUACAUAUUGUUGUUUGUGGUGGUGGUCCAACUGGGGUGGAAGCGGCAGGAGAAAUUCAAGAUUAUAUUGAUCAAGAUUUGAAAAAAUGGAUGCCACAAAUUGCUAAUGAUAUGAAAGUAUCAUUAGUAGAAAGUCAACCAGUGGUUUUACAUACUUUUAGUUCUGAAUUAGUCGAGUACACCAACACUAUAUUCAAAGAUACCAAUAUCAAUUUAGUUACCAAUUCAAGAAUCGUUAAUGUUGAUGAUACUCAUGUUGAUGUUAUGCGUAAAAGUGAUAAAUCAAUUGAUAAGGUACCUUAUGGAAUGCUUAUUUGGGCCACAGGGAAUUCUGUACGUGGAUUCACCAAGAUUAUAAUGGACAAAUUUAGUGAACAACAAACUAGUUCUCGUGGUUUAUUAGUUGAUGAUCAAUUAAAAUUAAAGGGAUCCAAUAAUAUUUUUGCUUUGGGUGAUUGUACAUUUACUAACUAUGCUCCCACUGCCCAAGUAGCAUUCCAACAAGGGAUUUAUUUAGCUCAAUAUUUUGAGAAAUUACAAGAAGUUGAAAAAUUACGAUACAAAAUUAAACAAGAUCCUUCAAUUAGUGAAGUUUAUGUUCAUCGAUUACAACGAUUAGAAAAUUCUUUACCUACAUUUGUUUAUAAUUAUCGAGGCUCUUUGGCUUAUAUUGGGUCAGAAAAAGCUGUUGCUGAUUUAGCUGUGGGAUCAUGGUCUAAUCUUUCCUCUGGUGGUAAUUUGACAUUUUUAUUUUGGAGAUCAGCAUAUAUAAUGAUGUGUUUAUCAAUCAAAAACCAAGUUUUGGUUUGUUUUGAUUGGAUAAAAGUUUAUUUGUUUGGUAGAGAUUGUUCUAGAGAAUAG
Candida dubliniensis CD36 is the source of this 1590-nucleotide messenger RNA. It is a transcript of the gene YMX6, whose product is annotated as Ymx6p. Lineage: Eukaryota; Fungi; Ascomycota; Pichiomycetes; Serinales; Debaryomycetaceae. The coding region runs from base 1 to 1590 and encodes 529 amino acids. Gene Ontology annotation, molecular function: NADH dehydrogenase activity. The transcript has a single exon. The record is from RefSeq and is a predicted model, not a curated record.